Molecule: messenger RNA, 5125 nt
Organism: Nasonia vitripennis (jewel wasp)
Lineage: Eukaryota; Metazoa; Arthropoda; Insecta; Hymenoptera; Pteromalidae
Gene: Rexo5
Product: RNA exonuclease 5
Exons: 3
Coding region: 989-2779 (596 amino acids)
Cellular component (GO): nucleus
Molecular function (GO): exonuclease activity; nucleic acid binding
Source: RefSeq, a predicted model, not a curated record
AAUAGUCCUUAGAAUAUGUGGAAUGGGUACAUGAAUUCGUGUACCAAGUGGAGUGCCAUUGUCGUCUAUCAAGACAAGAUUAUUGGAAUCAAACUUGGGCACUUUACGAUUUUGAUUUUGUUUUAAACCAACAAGAAUACCCUUCUUCUUUUCACCUUUGAUAGCCACCAUCACCUUGUCACCUAUAAAUACCAAUGAGAUUAGGUAAACACGUAGAGCAAAAGUAAGAUUGCGUUUUUAGAUUUUAGAUAUAUCAAUGAAUUUCAAUUAUAGAAAUUUUCUAAUUACCAAUGUAUCCAACGCCCUUUUUGUUAUAAAUGUGGAAACAGUACGGAGGCUUCCCUUCAAGCAUAGCUUGUUUUCCAAUUUCACUGUUGUCUACUACCCUGAGUCUAGACAAUCUAAUUAUUUGAUUGGCAACAGCAGAUGUGCAAAUUCCUCUCGAUGCAAUACACAACGCCGAGAUGUUCAUGGUGAAUCCUUACUGAAAAUAAACAAAAUUUUCAUUCAGGGCAAUCAAUUGUUAUCAAUGGCACAGUGUUAUUGUAUCAAUUACUAACGCAAUAUACACUAUUUUGAUAUUGAUACAAGUUUGUAGCUACUUAUUAAGUUUUAAAAUUACACUAUUUCAUUAAAGGAUAAAAUGUCUUUUUACAACUAACCGGAUAUAUCGAAAAAACAGUCUGUAUUCUCUGAAGUCCAAAAAUUUACGACACCCAAACCCAACCUUUUUCAGGUUAUGUUUACAACGCCAUCUGCAAAACGUGCAACUCUCCGAGCAGACGCCAAAAAAUCACUUCACUAAAGCCAUAGCACAGUCGCACGCGACUUAUUUGUGUUUUUAUCACGGACCCACGUGUUUAACAAAAGUACCUUUAUUUUCCAAUUAACGCUAGUCGGGUACGGGUCUCAGCCCCUUGAUUGCAUCAAAAUUAGCAAAAUUACAUUCUCGUAAAAAAGCGGCUUCAAAUGCGAAAUUGACGGCAAAAUGUCAGACGAACCGUUAACCAAAAAACCAAAACUUUCUGGAGAAGAGUUUGCUCAGUUGAAGGAAAAAUUAAAGGAAAGAAAGAAAAGGCUUACUGCCAUCCCAAGGAUCAGAUUGUUAGCAGUGGGUGAAAGUGCCAGUCUCUGUGAUACUAUCAGCGAAGAAGAUAGGAUACCGAUAUUUCUCGGCGAUGUUCAGCGACUUCUCGUCUACUCGAUGCUUGGACACCAUGCGCCUUAUUCGCCGGAGAGGUGGAUCAAGCUUGAUAAAUACAACAAAGUUUCGCACACCGUGGUCUUCAUAGUCGAAGGAUUGUCCAUUAAUCAUUACGUGACAAACGAAUCAGCGUUUAAACACCUGACAUCCAAUUUGGAACACAAGCUGGAGCUUAUCACUCCUUCGAGCUACGGCGGAUCUGUUGUGGAUGAAUUAGCUGCUGUACCGCUUACUGGAACGCAGAAAGCUAAAUUACUCAAGAAGUUUGGCUCGAUGGAAGAAGCUAUGAAAAGCAGCGGGGAUAUAAUAAAACUCUUUAGGACAAUUUUUCCAAUGCAACCAGUUGUUAAAAAGGACACAGAUGCAGAUAAAGAUAUACAAUUACCCCCUACGGAUAAGUUUUCGAGAACCGAGCUGAUACUUUCUCCUUGGCAACUCGUUGAAGAAAAUUACCCAAUACCAUUGAAAGGAGGACUCGCCAAGAAAUACGACGAUUACGUACUGACAAAAGAUGAAUAUGUUGAAGUUAAUUCAAAGUCACCAAUGUAUGGUCUGGAUUGUGAGAUGUGUAGAACAACCAGUGGCUUUUUAGAACUUACAAGAAUAUCAAUAGUAGAUGAAAAGUUAAAUAUAGUAUACGACACUCUGGUAAUGCCAGACAACAAAAUUGUUGAUUACCUUACUAGGUUCAGUGGUAUCACAGAAAAAAUGUUAGAGAAUGUAAAUGUAAAACUAGCAGAUGUACAAAAAUUCCUAAGGGCUUUUCUGCCUCCUGAUGCCAUUCUGGUUGGACAGAGUCUUAAUUCAGAUCUACACGCUCUCAGGAUGAUGCAUCCAUACGUCAUAGACACCUCAGUUAUAUUUAACCUUACAGGUGACAGAUUCCGCAAAACAAAAUUAAAAGUUUUAUCAGAAGCCUUCCUUAACGAAAGAAUUCAAACAGGCAAAGCAGGUCAUUGUUCAACUGAAGAUUCUCAGGCUUCCAUGAAAUUAGUCCAGUUGAAAUUGUUACACAGUAUUCAUUUUGGUGACUCUGUACUGAUUGACCAGUCUUACAUAGAUUCAUACGAAACGAAAAUUAAAGAAGACAAAAAAUCGGUUCGACUAAAACAGGAUGAAACUUGUACUUUGAGCUCUUUGAUUUUCAAACAUGUCACAAAAGUAGACCAGAAGACAGCAGCCAUUUUUGGAUGCAACGAAGUCAUGAAUGACUAUUCAAAGAUUUUGAAAAACUCCAGUCUGAACAUCAUGGAAGAUAAACACUUUGACAAAGGUGACAACGUGAGACUGGUCAUAGCAGACAGCAACAAGGAAGCCAUCACCAGGUGUUCACAGAUCGCUAUGGAACAUGCCUUAAACUUUUGCCACAUCAAGUUGAAUGAAGAACAAUUGUCCGAAGAAAAAUUACCCAAGACUUUGAAUUCCGUUGACAAGUGGGUGAAAAAGCUCUGGCAACACACGGCGUUGCACGGUUUGGUCUGUGUUAUUUUCAGUGGAGAAAAAAAUUCCUCAAACGGAGCUUGCUUCUUGAAUAUCAAAAAGAACAUCGAAGAACUCAAUGGCGAUUCUACGUGAAUAUGCGUAUUUAUUUAUAUAAGAUAAAUUUCGUAUUUUGUAAGCUUUUUUUAAAGUAAGUUUUUCAAUAAGUACUGUGCUCUCAUUGUGAGUUAUAUUUGAAAAAAAACUUUAUUUGUCCCAUUGACAACUUUACUUUUUUUUCCAAUAAUCCAUGUAAAUAAGUCUACGUAUACUGUAAAUACUUAACUUGUGAGCAAUCACAAAUAAAACGAACGUUUGUUAUAUAAUUUUUUGUACUUAUUUCGCAGAAAACCGUUAAUCAACAGAGAUUUCAACUCCUCAUUACACCUGCAGAUGUAUAAAAUAUGUUGGACAAAAGAUGAAUGAGCAUUCCCGACAUCGCGGCUUUCUCAUCGAUCUUCUCGUGCAGGAAUCCAAAAGGGAAGCAGCCGAUUAAUUCGUCGCGGCCGAAACGAAUCGGCGCUUUAACGCAUCGUCGUAGAUCAGUUUUUGCCAAAAGUCAACGACAAUAUAAUUCGCGAGACCAGCGAAUAUUCUCGUGUGCGUUAUUCGAUACGAUGCUAUUCGUCGUCGUCUGUCUGCGUAAGCCUUUUUCAAAAACGACUUCAUUUUCAUGUCUCUGCGACGUUGUAAUAAGGUUGGGCGUAUAAUUAAUGUAUCAUUAACUGUUGGAAUAUGCUCUUGAUUUUUGAAAACAAAAUUAUUUACUCGGUCGGAAGUAUAUCCGUAUAUUUAUAAGCGCUGACUAACUUUUAUCCACUUAUAAAGUCCAAAUCGAAUUAGUAAUCGGAGCGCUUAUAGUUUUGGCAGAAAAAGCACUUUUCGAGAAUCUUUGUCGUCGUUAUCCCAAAAUAAUGCGGCUUGUAACGACGAAAUUAAAAAAAUAAUAAUAUCGUUUGUAAAAGCAUGAAAAUAUGCGAAAUGUUCAUUCUCAUUAGCGAAUUCGUUGAAACGAUACACAGCGAGGCGAUAUUUCUACCAAAAACAAUAGUCUUAAAACAACAGCCGCAAUUUUUCCAAUUCCCCUCUCUCCACACCUGCAUCAGACCGAUUUUCCGUCACUCUUCCUCUCUCUCUCUCUCUCUCUCUCUCUCUCUCUCUCCCGUCGCGUCUUAUUCUUAUCCUCAUCUCUCGCGACUCUCUCUCUCUCUCUCUCUCUCUCUCUCUCUCUCUCUCUCUCUCUCUUUCCUCUCCAUCUCCUCGUUCCAUCCGCAAGCUCAGGAGGGUAGUGGGACGAGCGACGGGCGAAAACGGACGCCGAGACUCGUCCGUGGGAGUCGUUCUGGUACUUCGGGAGACGGCGCAUCUCGAGGGACGAUACACCCGAUUAUACGUGGCUCGAGCCUUUUUUUAACGGACCAUCCAUAGCGUUCGCAGCGGCCACAAGGCGUACCAGCACCUCAACAGGAACGACAACAGCAGCUAAUUACCGAUUAAGAUGUCGAGGCCGAUUCUGAGCAGGCCGCGCACUCGCGUCUACGGCUGCAACUACGACAAGGGCGAGUCCUACUACAAGCCAACGAUCGAGAACCUGGACAGGAAGUACAGCGGCCGUCCUCUCUUCUCCGAGCCACGAAACUCGCUCGCCGACGAGAUCGCCGCGCGCCGUAGCGACAUCGGUAACAUCUUCAGUCGUUUUCCCAAGUGGUUUUAAAGCGAGACAACAACAACUACAACAACAAUCAACUUCAUAUGAUAUGAUACCUCAGUCGAUAAUCGAUCAUUUUUAGACGAAUGGAGUGACGAUGCGCGGAUACUUCCUUUUCGGUGCGGCUUUCGAUCGGUAUGACGCGCGAUAACGAUUUUUUUCUUUCUUUCUUCGCGAGCGAGGUGCGCAAUCGCAAGUUUCUCUCGUCAGUAUUAAUUGUCAUUCGAUCUAUUUUUGGUGGAAUCGGGAAGUAAUGGAGAGAAGCUUGAUCGGUAAAUAAUCGCAUUCGAAAUUCGAUUCAGAUACGUUAUUAUAGUACAAAAUGACAUUGCAACCUCGACGGUUUAAUUAUACAUAUAAUAUACGGUAGUCACGACGUGUCGUCUGUAGUUUCUGUGUUACCUCAACCUCUGUAUGUGAAUAAUAACACGAACGAUCGGUCCGUCGGUAAAACAGAAAAUCCAUAUCGGGAAAUCGGACACUAUACCACACAUACGAUAUACUGAACAACAUUGAGUAUAUAAUAAUAUAUAUCUGUCGUUUUUUUUCUUGUCCGGAAUGUGUUACCCAGUUCUUAAUCUCUCUUUUGAAAGAUUGUGCAGCCCUCUGUUGUGCGUUUGUCAAUUUACCGGCCCACACCAUUUGUUGUCCAUAAUCAUUGUACUGAACACUGACUUGUUGAAUAAAUGUUUGCCUCAUUUUCUAUGAAAAAUUAAAGAAACGAGUAUUUCAGA